GGAAUAUUUGUCGUCGUGGCAGAGACAGAGGCAGAGGCAGAGGGCGCGCGGUGGCUGUGGCUGUGGCUGUGGCUGUGGUUCGCCAAAUGGUUCCUCACUUCCCUCCCGAUGAUCAUACUACUCCACACAUCAAGUCCACCGCGGUGGCCGUCGACAAGGACAAGAACAGCCCGCACGCUGUCCGCUGGGCUAUUGAUCAUCUUGUGAUUAGCAACCCGGUCAUCGUCCUAAUCCACGUUAGGCACAGAAGCAGCACUACCCCACAUCAGAGCGCGAGUGAUGCUGAUCAAUCAGGCGACUCUGACGCCAAACAGCUCUUCGUCCCCUACCGCGCGUAUUGUGCUCGUAAAGGGAUUCAAUUGAAAGAGGUUCUCCUCGAUGACAAUGACGCUCCUAAAGCACUUUUGGACUAUAUCCAGAAAAACUGCAUCAGCAGUAUUGUUGUUGGUGCAUCAACAAGGAAUGCUCUUGCCAGGAAGUUCAAAGCUUAUGAUGUCCCGGGUAGUUUAAUCAAAUCGGCACCAAAUUUCUGCUCUGUGUAUGUAAUUUCGAAAGGAAAGAUAUUGUCAGCGCGGACAGCGUUAAGGCCUCUGGCUAAUACUGCUACCCCUCCAAAACAACAAUAUCCAGCCGGACUUCCACCAACACCUGACCACAGCGGGGAUGAAAAUGGAGCCAGAUAUGCAAGGACGGCGUGGAGAAAUGGAGGGCAAGAGAGAAUGGAGAGAAAUGGAGGGCAAGAAAGAAUGGGUUACGAAAGGAGCAAUGAUGGAACGAGAGGGCCAACACGCGAGAGGGCGAGGAGUAGUCCAACCAAUCUCUCAGUGGAAAAUAUGGACCUUCCAAACCGUGGGUCAAGGUCUUCAUUUAGCCGCAAUUCCGUCUCCGAUGACCCUCAUCAUGAUCAUAUUACAGGGCCGAUGAUGUUCGGGUCGAUCGAUAUCUCCGGCCAAAGUUUAGAUUUCAGCAUUGCACCGCAUUCUCCCAAGGAUUCCUCAGCGGCCAGGCAGACUGCACGAGAGCUAGAAGCUGAGAUGAAAAGAUUGAAGCUCGAGCUAAAGCAAACCAUGGAAAUGUAUAGCUCAGCUUGCAAAGAAGCAAUCUCGGCCAAAAAUAAGGCUAGAGAGCUUCACCAAUGGAAGCUGGAGGAGGCGCGCAAGUUUGAAGAAGCUAGGCUUGCUGAAGAAGCAGCUCUUGCUAUCGCAGAACUAGAGAAGGCUAAGUGCAAGGCCGCCAUUGAAGCCGCAGAGGCAGCACAGAAGCUAGCGGAGACGGAAGCACAGAGAAGAAAACUGGCAGAGACUAAGGCCAGGCGAGAGGCAGAAGAGAAAAAUCGGGCAUUGUCUGCAUUGACUCAUAAUGAUAUCCGGUGUAGAACAUAUAGCAUAGAAGAGAUUGAAGCAGCAACUGAAAAGUUUUCUGCAUCAAUGAAAAUUGGUGAAGGUGGAUAUGGACCUGUGUAUAAAGGCAGACUUGAUCACACCCCGGUUGCCAUCAAAGUUUUGAGACCUGAUGCUGCUCAAGGGAGGAAGCAAUUCCAACAGGAGGUUGAGGUCCUUAGCUGCAUUAGACAUCCUAACAUGGUCCUCCUCCUUGGCGCCUGCCCUGAGUAUGGAUGCUUGGUUUAUGAAUACAUGGAUAAUGGCAGCUUAGAAGACAGGUUGUUUCGAAGAAGCAACAGCCCUCCAAUUUCCUGGAGGAGACGAUUCAAAAUAGCCGCUGAGAUUGCCACUGCGCUUCUAUUCCUUCACCAAGCAAAGCCAGAACCCCUUGUGCAUCGGGAUCUUAAGCCAGCCAACAUCCUUUUAGACCGCAAUUAUGUGAGCAAAAUUAGUGAUGUUGGCCUAGCACGUUUAGUCCCACCUUCUGUGGCUAACAGUGUCACACAAUACCACAUGACUUCUACUGCAGGGACUUUUUGUUACAUAGAUCCUGAAUACCAACAAACAGGAAAGUUGACAACAAAAUCCGAUAUAUACUCAUUGGGAAUUAUGCUGCUCCAAAUAAUCACUUCCAAGCCCCCAAUGGGUCUUGCCCACCAUGUUCAAAGGGCCAUUGAAAGAGAUAGAUUUGCAGAGCUGCUUGAUCCCACUGUGACAGAUUGGCCUGUAGAGGAGGCUCUAUUAUUUGCUAAAUUGUCACUUAAGUGCGCGGAGCUGAGGAAGAAGGACAGGCCAGAUCUUGCCACGGUUGUCUUGCCGGAGCUCAACCGAUUAAGAGAGCUGGGAAGGAAUAGUGAAACUCACACCAAUUAUGGAUUCAGCAACAAUAAUGGUCAGAGUCAUUCCUGAUCGACUUCACAUUCAAGGACAUGAAGCUCAAAUUAGGUUUUGUUAGAAAUUAAUUAAUGCACUUUCUUGUACCUUUCCAUAUCUGUUGAACUUGUUCUAUGUCUAUAUAUAACUUAAGUGAGUAUUGAUCGGUUCUCACUAAUUAAUGUCUCUAGAAUUGUCCAAUGAGUCUAUAAAUACAUAUUCUUUGUAA
Messenger RNA from Alnus glutinosa, 2484 nucleotides. RefSeq names its product U-box domain-containing protein 52. Gene Ontology annotation, molecular function: ATP binding; protein kinase activity. The transcript has 8 exons. The record is from RefSeq and is a predicted model, not a curated record. Lineage: Eukaryota; Viridiplantae; Streptophyta; Magnoliopsida; Fagales; Betulaceae. Gene Ontology annotation, biological process: protein phosphorylation. The coding region runs from base 87 to 2291 and encodes 734 amino acids.